Messenger RNA from Meira miltonrushii, 1051 nucleotides. RefSeq lists its product as uncharacterized. Bases 51 to 782 code for a protein of 243 amino acids. NCBI's taxonomy places the organism in Eukaryota, Fungi, Basidiomycota, Exobasidiomycetes, Exobasidiales, Brachybasidiaceae. The transcript is spliced from 2 exons. The record is from RefSeq and is a predicted model, not a curated record.
AGCAAACCUUCCCGUCUUCUUUGCACUUCAACAUCAUCAACAUUGUCAAUAUGAGAUCACAAAGUCUAAUCCGCAGAGCUGGUGUCUCUCUUCGUUCGGUGGAAGCGUCCACGAGCAGAAGUGCAGCAAUUCCAACAAUAUCAAAUGCCUUACAUAGCCCAACAGGAAGAAUUGGAAGAUCACGUAACUCCAACGUGCCCAUGUCACACUUUCCAGCAUUGACAAGAAGCUUCCAUUCCACAAGAUCCGUCAAUCUUGCAAGUCAAACGGUAAAAGAUCCUAGCCAUCCUACCGGAAUCUACUUCCAUCCUUUACCAUCAUCGAAUCAAUAUGCAAUCUCUCUCCUCCCCAAAUCUCCUUCUUCGCCUACGAGUGCAUCUAUAAUCGGUUUCAUCAAAGAUCAGCCAGAUAGUUCUGGAGAAAUUUACGAUAUCGCAGUUCGCAAUCCUGAUUUGGUUGAACCACAUCCUCCUUUCAUUCAACUCAUGCAUGAUGUUUUGAAGAAUGAAUGCGUACCACAAGAUGGAUUGUUGGAGUAUGAAGCUUAUCUACGUACAGAUGGAUUUGCACACGUUGCCGAUCCUAGACAUCCUCUCAUGCCCGGUCGUAUUCCAACGCCAGAGAACAUCAUUGCUAUGGUCGCUUUCACUGAAGGUCAGAUACGUCCUGAUUCGUAUGAACCAAAUGAUGUUUAUCGAAUCGUCACUUCGGAAGAGGGAUUUAUACAAUUGAGACCGAAUUGGUUAGACCUUGUCACGAAAAGAUGUAAAGAGAUUAACUGAACUUCAAUGUUACGCUAUCAUUGGCCGUAGUGUCGCACUGAGUGAUUCUCGGAAUUGUCAAAAUUACUCAUGACGAAAAGCAUCAACUUGGAUUGUCGCAACGCUACAGACCUGCAACGAUCAGAAGUGGUCAUGUUCAACUUCAAUAACCAUUACUCAGGUGAAACGAUUUCACACAAGCAAACGUCGAGAUCUAACUUAGACUUAAAUAUAUAUGUCACACCAAUGAAUAAUUCUUCAACAAUAAAAUCAUUUUAUUUCAAAUGUCC